CGGAGCGCCCGGCCUUCGCGUCUCCGCCUCGGUUGCCAGGAGAGCGGCGGCGGCGGCGGCGGCGGCGGCGGGAGCGGCCGACCCACGGCAGGUAAUGAUUUUGCAAGAUUUUGGAACUGGUUUCUAGUGGGACCCUGAAGGAGGAUGAACACAGAAGAGCUGGAGUUACUUAGUGACUCCAAAUACAGAAACUAUGUAGCUGCAAUUGACAAAGCACUAAAAAAUUUUGAAUACUCUAGUGAAUGGGCAGAUUUGAUAUCAGCACUUGGAAAACUUAACAAGGUUUUACAGAAUAAUGCAAAAUACCAGGUAGUACCUAAAAAGUUGACCAUCGGCAAACGGCUAGCUCAAUGUCUACAUCCAGCAUUGCCCGGUGGAGUUCAUCGGAAGGCACUUGAAACUUACGAAAUUAUAUUCAAAAUCAUUGGACCUAAGAGACUUGCCAAAGACCUUUUUUUAUAUAGUUCUGGAUUAUUUCCUCUUCUUGCAAAUGCUGCCAUGUCUGUGAAACCAACCUUACUCAGUUUGUAUGAAAUGUAUUACUUGCCAUUGGGGAAAACCCUGAAGCCUGGUCUACAAGGAUUGCUAACUGGUAUUCUUCCUGGGUUAGAAGAAGGAUCAGAGUAUUAUGAGAGAACCAACUCGUUGUUGGAGAAAGUUGCUGCUGCAGUGGACCAGUCAGCCUUCUACAGUGCCCUUUGGGGGAGUCUGCUCACAAGUCCUGCUGUGCGCUUACCUGGAAUCACAUAUGUUCUUGCUCAUUUGAAUAGGAAGCUCUCUAUGGAAGACCAACUUUACAUAAUUGGCAGUGAUAUUGAACUAAUGGUAGAAGCAGUAAGUACUUCAGUUCAAGACUCCAGUGUACUUGUACAGAGAAGCACACUGGAUCUCAUACUCUUCUGUUUUCCAUUCCACAUGAGUCAGGCCACUCGACCAGACAUGAUCAGGAUCUUGUCUGCAGCUCUUCAUGUGGUACUAAGGAGAGAUAUGUCCUUGAAUCGAAGACUCUAUGCAUGGCUUCUUGGACCAAGAAGCACAAGACACAGUAAUCCUGAAGAACAUGCCACUUACUAUUUUACUACCUUUUCAAAAGAACUGUUGGUCCAGGCAAUGGUGGGAAUCUUACAAGUGAAUGGAUUUGGAGAAGAAAGCACUCUCAUGCAAGAUCUAAAACCGUUUCGUAUUUUGAUCAGUUUACUGGACAAACCUGAGCUAGGGCCUGUAAUUCUGGAAGAUGUCCUGAUUGAAGUAUUUAGAACAUUAUAUUCUCAAUGCAAAGCAGAAUUGGGUCUUCAGAUGGAACCACCUUUCAGCAAGGACCAUGCUCAGUUAAGCAGUAAACUAAGGGAAAAUAAGAAAACAGCAGAGCUGAUUAAAACUGCCAACCUUCUCUUUAAUUCCUUUGAGCCUUAUUAUAUGUGGGAUUACGUUGCACAAUGGUUUGAAGAAUGCUGUAGGAGGACACUGCAUGCCAGACUUCAGACGGGGCCUGGAGAUAGUAAUGAGUCAUCUGAGUUGCAGCUGACCAAUUUCUGCUUAUUGGUGGAUUUUUUGUUGGAUAUAGUUUCUUUGCCUACUAGAAGUAUGAGGGUGCUGUGUCAGGAGACUUAUAUUGAAAUCCAGACAGAACACUUGCCACAGUUGCUGCUCAGGAUGAUUUCUGCUCUGACAAGCCAUCUGCAGACUUUACGUCUAUCUGAGCUCACAGAUUCCCUCAGGCUGUGCUCCAAGAUACUUAGUAAGGUUCAACCCCCACUGUUAUCUGCUGGCACUGGAGGUGUGGUCCAAUUUCCAAGUGGACAGAACAACACAAUUAAAGAAUGGGAAGAUAAGAAGGUAUCUUCUGUUUCUCUUGAGAAUCCUAUUGAAGUAUUUGAAGAUGGUGAAAAUCCACCAAGUAGUCGGUCAUCAGAAAGUGGAUUCACUGAGUUUAUACAAUAUCAAGCUGACCGAACUGAUGACAUUGACAGAGAAUUGAGUGAAGGACAGGGGGCAGCUCCCAUCCCAAUUUGUAGCACAUCCUCUGAGACAGAAACAGCCUCCACUGUGGGAUCUGAAGAAACCAUCAUCCAUCCCCCUUCCAUGGUCCCUGAGGGUGCAGCAACACGAAGUGGAAAGACGGCUCAAAAGACUGCAAUGCAGUGCUGUUUGGAAUAUGUCCAACAGUUUCUCACCAGACUUAUCAACCUCUACAUUAUUCAGAAUAACUCUUUUUCUCAGCCUUUGGCUACAGAACAUCAAGGGGAUCUCAGUCGAGAACAAGCAGAGACUUCUAAAUGGGACAGGGAUUCACAAGGAGAUGUAAAAGAGAGAAACAUAAGUAAACAAAGAACUUCAAAAGAAUACCUUUCUGCCUUCCUUGCUGCCUGUCAGCUCUUCUUGGAGUGCUCAAGUUUCCCAGUUUACAUUGCUGAGGGGAACCACACAUCAGAGCUAUGUUCUGAAAAGUUAGAGACCGACUGCGAGCAUGUGCAGCCUCCACAGUGGCUCCAGACUCUGAUGAAUGCUUGUAGCCAAGCAAGUGAUUUCAGUGUCCAGAGUGUUGCUAUUUCACUAGUCAUGGACCUAGUGGGACUGACUCAGUCUGUGGCCAUGGUCAUUGGGGAAAACAUCAACAGUGUGGAGGCUGCACAACCCUUAAGUCCAAACCAGGGAAGAGUAGCUGUGGUUAUUAGACCUCCCCUCACUCAGGGCAAUCUGAGGUAUAUAGCUGAGAAGACUGGAUUUUUCAAGCGUGUAGCUUUGAUACUGUGGGAUCAGCUGGGAGAUGGGACACCUCAGCACCAUCAGAAGAGUGUGGAACUAUUUUAUCAACUGCAUAACCUAGUUCCUUCUUCUAGCAUAUGCGAGGAUGUUAUAAGUCAGCAGUUAACCCAUAAAGAUAAGAAAUUAAGGAUGGAAGCACAUGCGAAGUUUGCUGUUCUUUGGCAUCUAACAAGGGAUCUCCACAUAAAUAAAUCUUCAUCAUUUGCCCGUUCAUUUGACCGGUCACUGUUCAUCAUGUUAGAUAGCCUUACCAGUCUUGAUGGGUCUACCAGCUCUGUGGGACAAGCCUGGCUAAAUCAAGUCCUACAAAGACAUGAUAUUGCCAGAGUUUUGGAACCAUUGCUGUUGCUCCUGCUUCAUCCGAAAACCCAGAGGGUUUCAGUGCAACGUGUACAAGCAGAACGUUACUGGAAUAAGACGCCCUGUUAUCCAGAAGAGAAUGACAAGCAUUUCAUGCAAAAAUUUACCUGCAACAAUGUAAGCCAAGUACAACUCCUCACAUCAAGAGGAAAUGGAGAAAAGCCACUUACCAUGGAUGAAAUAGAGAAUUUCAGUCUCACUGUUAACCCACUGAGUGACCGACUUUCCCUGCUAAGUACCAGCAGUGAGACAAUUCCAAUGGUUGUUUCUGAUUUUGAUCUUCCAGACCAACAGAUAGAAAUACUCCAGAGUUCUGACUCUGGAUGCUCACAGUCCUCUGCUGGGGACAACCUGAGUUACGAAGUUGAUCCUGAAAAUCCAGAGAAUGUGAAUGUCCAAGAAGAUUCUCUAGUGCCAAAGGCUGACUCUCCUGAUGAUGAUGUUCAACAGGUUGUGUUUGACCUGAUAUGUAAAGUUGUGAGUGGCAUUGAAGCAGAAUCGGCAUCAGUUACAUCUGAAUUAGAAAUUGAAGCUCUUCCCUCAAAGGACAGUGAUUUAGAGCCAGAAGAGGAGGCUAUUGAAAGUGAAGAUCAGUCCACUCAGCAGAGUCAGAGUGCUUUGCUGAGUAAUGAAAGUCCUCAUUUUCUGUCCGUGUCUGCAGAAGGAAGCAAAGAGUGUGCGGUAAAUGGGAUUUCCAGGAAUAGCUCCUCACCUUGCAUUUCAGGAAGCACACAAACUCUCCAAGAUGCUGCAUUUGCUUGUACGGAAACCAAGUCUAGACAGAGGAGUCACAGCAGUAUUCAGUUUAGUUUCAGAGAAAAAACAUCAGACAAAGUGUCAGAGAAGGAAACAAUUGUUAAGGAGUCAGGUAAACAACCAGGAGCAAAACCCAAAGUAAAACUUGCCAGAAAGAAAGAGGAUGAUAAGAAAAAAACUUCAAAUGAGAAACUGAAACAAGCCAGUGUGUUCUUUAGCGAUGGUCUGGAUUUAGAAAACUGGUAUAGCUGUGGAGAGGGAGAAAUCUCUGAAAUUGAAAGUGACAUGGGUUCUCCAGGAUCUCGCAAAUCUCCCAAUUUCAACAUCCAUCCUCUCUAUCAGCAUGUGCUCCUGUACCUCCAAUUGUACGAUUCAUCCAGGACUCUAUACGCUUUCUCUGCCAUCAAAGCCAUCUUGAAAACCAACCCAAUUGCUUUUGUAAAUGCCAUUUCAACCACUAGUGUAAAUAAUGCGUAUACUCCUCAGUUGUCCCUGCUUCAGAACCUGUUGGCCAGACACAGAAUUUCUGUAAUGGGCAAAGAUUUUUAUAGUCACAUUCCAAUGGACUCAAAUCAUAACUUCCGGAGUUCAAUGUAUAUAGAAAUUCUUAUUUCCCUUUGUUUAUAUUACAUGCGUAGUCAUUACCCAACGCAUGUCAAGGUCACUGCACAAGACUUAAUAGGCAAUCGAAACAUGCAGAUGAUGAGCAUAGAAAUUUUGACUCUGCUUUUUACUGAACUAGCGAAAGUAAUAGAAAGCUCAGCAAAGGGUUUCCCUAGUUUUAUCUCUGACAUGUUAUCAAAGUGCAAAGUUCAAAAAGUGAUUCUUCAUUGUUUGCUAUCAUCUAUCUUUAGUGCACAAAAAUGGCAUAGUGAAAAAAUGGCAGGUAAAAACAUAAUUGCUGUAGAAGAAGGCUUCUCAGAGGAUAGCCUUAUCAAUUUCUCAGAGGAUGAAUUUGACAGUGGCAGCACACUCCAAUCACAACUUCUUAGAGUACUUCAGAAGUUGAUUGUUUUAGAGCAUCGGGUAAUGACUGUUCCUGAAGAAAAUGAAACAGCUUUUGAUUUUGUUGUAUCUGACCUGGAACAUAUAAACCCCCAUCAGCCCAUGACUUCUCUUCAGUAUUUACAUGCUCAGCCAAUCACAUGUCAAGGCAUGUUUCUUUGUGCAGUAAUACGAGCUUUGCAUCAACACUGCGCAUGCAAGAUGCACCCACAGUGGAUUGGUUUAAUCACAUCUACUCUGCCUUACAUGGGAAAAGUUUUACAGAGAGUGGUUGUUUCUGUAACACUUCAACUGUGCAGAAAUUUGGAUAAUCUAGUUCAGCAGUACAAAUACGAAACGGGAUUAUCCGACAGUAGGCCUCUGUGGAUGGCAUCAAUUAUUCCACCAGAUUUGAUUCUUACUGUUCUAGAAGGGAUCACAGCCAUUAUCCAUUACUGUUUGUUGAAUCCAACUACACAAUACCACCAACUGUUGGUCAGUGUAGAUCAGAAGCACCUAUUUGAAGCACGCAGUGGAAUCCUUUCCAUCCUUCACAUGAUCAUGUCCUCCGUGACGUUGCUGUGGAGCAUACUGCAUCAGGCCGAUGCGUCGGAGAAGAUGGCUGUUGCCGCCUCUGCAUCUGUUACCACUAUUAACCUUGGAGCCACAAAGAACUUGAGACAGCAGAUCCUUAAAUUAUUGGGCCCCAUUUCAAUGAACCAUGGUGUACACUUUAUGGCUGCUGUUGCAUUUGUGUGGAAUGAAAGAAGACACAACAAAACUGCUAUUCGGACCAAGGUGAUUCCUGCAGCCAGUGAGGAACAGCUCUUAUUGGUCGAACUAGUUCGUUCCAUCAGUGUCAUGCGAGCAGAUACUGUUAUCCAGACUGUGAAGGAAGUUUUAAAGCAGCCUCCAGCCAUAGUCAAGGACAAGAAACAUCUUUCUUUGGAAGUCUGCAUGCUUCAGUUUUUCUAUGCUUAUAUUCAAAGAAUUCCAGUGCCUAAUUUAGUGGAUAGCUGGACAUCACUGUUGAUACUUCUUAAAGACUCUAUACAACUGAGUCUUCCAGCUCCGGGGCAGUUUCUUAUACUUGGGGUUCUGAACGAGUUUAUAAUGAAAAACCCAACUUUGGAAAAUAAAAAAGACCAAAGAGACCUUCAGGAUGUGACUCAUAAAAUAGUGGAUGCAAUUGGUGCGAUUGCUGGUUCCUCUCUGGAACAGACAACAUGGCUGCGACGAAAUCUUGAAGUUAAACCUUCUCCCAAAAUAAUAGUGGAUGGCACCAAUUUGGAAUCUGAUGUUGAAGAUAUGUUAUCACCUGCAAUGGAAACUUCAAAUAUAACUCCUUCUGUGUAUAGUGUCCAUGCAUUGACAUUACUCUCAGAGGUUCUGGCACACCUUUUGGAUAUGGUUUUCUAUAGUGAUGAAAAGGAACGAGUUAUUCCCCUGCUUGUCAAUAUUAUGCAUUAUGUUGUGCCCUAUCUCCGAAAUCACAGUGCCCAUAAUGCCCCUAGUUAUCGAGCCUGUGUCCAGCUGCUCAGCAGUCUGAGUGGGUAUCAAUAUACACGGAGAGCUUGGAAAAAAGAAGCAUUUGACCUCUUUAUGGACCCAAGUUUCUUUCAAAUGGAUGCUUCCUGUGUUAAUCAUUGGAGAGCAAUUAUGGACAAUCUGAUGACACAUGAUAAGACAACAUUUAGAGAUUUGAUGACUCGUGUAGCUGUGGCUCAAAGCAGUUCACUUAAUCUCUUUGCAAACAGAGAUGUGGAGCUAGAACAGAGAGCUAUGCUUCUCAAAAGAUUAGCAUUUGCUAUUUUUAGCAGUGAAGUUGACCAGUACCAGAAGUAUCUUCCAGAUAUACAAGAGAGAUUGGUUGAGAGUCUCCGUUUGCCCCAGGUGCCAACUCUUCACUCUCAAGUGUUCCUGUUUUUCAGAGUGUUACUUUUAAGAAUGUCUCCACAGCAUCUUACCUCACUCUGGCCUACUAUGAUCACAGAACUUGUACAGGUAUUUUUACUGAUGGAGCAAGAACUUACUGCUGAUGAAGAUAUUUCACGGGCUUCCGGCCCCUCUGUGGCUGGCCUGGAGACCACCUACACUGGGGGCAAUGGCUUUUCUACUUCCUACAACAGCCAGCGCUGGCUCAACCUCUAUCUCUCUGCUUGCAAAUUUUUGGAUUUGGCUCUGGCAUUACCCUCUGAAAAUCUUCCUCAGUUCCAAAUGUACCGUUGGGCCUUUAUUCCAGAGGCUUCCGAUGACUCUGGUUUGGAAGUCAGAAGGCAAGGCAUACAUCAACGAGAAUUUAAACCUUACGUGGUACGACUAGCAAAACUCCUUCGGAAAAGAGCAAAGGACAAGGAGGACUUUGAGACAGUGGUUUUGGAGGGACUGGAGAUGGCCAAGCAUCAGAAAAACCCAGAGGAAGACAACUCAGGGAGAACGUUGGGUUGGGAGCCGGGGCACUUGCUGCUCAGCAUCUGCACCGUGCGCAGCAUGGAGCAGCUCCUGCCGUUCUUCAAUGUCCUCAGCCAGGUCUUCAACAGCAAAGUCACAAGCCGACGCGGAGGACACUCAGGGAGCCCUGUCCUCUACUCAAACACCUUCCCGAAUAAGGACAUGAAACUGGAGAACCACAAACCAUCCUCCAGCAAAGCCAGGCAAAAAAUAGAAGAGAUGGUAGAAAAGGAUUUUCUGGAAGGAGUGAUAAAAACUUGAGCAUCGCAAGUGGUUCCAUUUAACUUAAAUGUAAUUACUGAAACACUACUGAGUUGUAUAGUUUUGGGUUUUUUUUUUUUGUAUGUAACACUUCAGAUUGUAUUUAAUUUAAAUAUUUGUAAAUAAGAGCAAAUGUCUGAAUAUGGCCUGAAUCAAGUAUAAAUAGUGCUGGCUCAUACUGAUUAUGAUGCCUGAGAGAGCUAUAUAUACGUAUGAUUCAUUGUUUUACUGUCCUGAGUUGUCGUAAACUUGCAAAAUAUACACUGCACAUUUUU
Molecule: messenger RNA, 7853 nt
Organism: Ochotona curzoniae (black-lipped pika)
Lineage: Eukaryota; Metazoa; Chordata; Mammalia; Lagomorpha; Ochotonidae
Gene: DOP1A
Product: DOP1 leucine zipper like protein A
Exons: 39
Coding region: 145-7578 (2477 amino acids)
Biological process (GO): Golgi to endosome transport
Cellular component (GO): trans-Golgi network; endosome
Source: RefSeq, a predicted model, not a curated record